Molecule: messenger RNA, 2203 nt
Organism: Alternaria rosae
Lineage: Eukaryota; Fungi; Ascomycota; Dothideomycetes; Pleosporales; Pleosporaceae
Exons: 3
Coding region: 126-1970 (614 amino acids)
Source: RefSeq, a predicted model, not a curated record
CCGUUCGGUAUCAUGGCAAGAGACGUAUCGGUUUUUCACUUGGUCAGGUCCAAGAGUUGUCUGAAGCAUAGACGUCUUGUGAACAAACAUUGUCCCAGACCAAGACAGGCGUUUCCAGUAGUAUAAUGGCGUCCGCAAGUCACAACCUUGAGGCUGCUCAAUCCCCAGAUCUCGAAGACAUCCCUUUAGUCAGCGAGGAGGAGCCGACACAGCGAAAAGUUAACGACAGACAACUAGCCCAAGCGAUCCGUUACCUGACUGAGGAAGGAGGCGAUGACACUCCUGCCACCUUCAUGGACCGCGUUGGUCGGAUCGACAAGGAUCUUCUCCAGCAACUUCUUCAGCAAGAACGCAACUUCGACGACCAGCUGUAUCAGCGUGCGCAAGCUAUGAUUCGUCAAGCGUGGCUCGACUUGGAGGAAGCUGCGCGCGAAAGUUCAUCGUCUUCGAUAGGCGGGGAUUCUCCUAUGUCGAGGAUCAUAGAGGAGGUACCAGAAUCCUAUACGCCUUCUGCAGUGCAAGCUCUUUAUCGAAGAGGCGAUACACCGGACGAACCUCAGGCCAUGCCCCGCAAACAAGUGCCUGCAUUCGGAACAGAGGUACGGCGCGAGCAACGGUUCAAGUACGGUGGCCCAAACAACGAAGCGGAAAGCUGGCACAAGAACUAUCCAGCCUCGCUGCCCUUUCCAGAGACUUUCCAGAUGGCGCAUCGGGAGAGUCUCAAGAUUGACUUUGAUCUUUCCGAAUCUGGUAAAAAGCUGAAGGCAGAGGGCAAGAUUGUCGAGACCAACAUACCUUUCGAUCGCCCUGAACUGGAGCAGUACAAGAACCUACUGGUAUACGAGUCUGGGUCACGCUUCAAGCUUCCGGUACCCAGUGCCGCGGUUCAAGAGAAGAUCAAUGAGCUCGGAACUCGAGGAAGCCUGGAAGAGGUUGUGCAAGAAUUGAACCAAAACGACGACAGAGUGCGUGCCGGCAACUAUGAAUACACGCCAAGAGUCUUUCUGGACAAAUUCUCCGUAGGAACUCAAGAUCCUACAAUGAUCCGUGAUGCUGUCAACACGACACCUGUCAAGUCUCGUACCGGUGCUAUUGGUCGUAGUAUUGAGCAGCCACGCCUAGAAGAUGAGGAUGCGCAUGCUACAGGGGACAAAGCUCGUGCGGCGGAGUCGGCAGCUCGUAUCGCUCAUGAAAAGGUCCGUAAAGCAGAAGAAGUCCUCAACGCAGCAAAGCAGGCGAACCUGGAAAUGUCUGCAGUAAACCCACAAGCCACGUCACCCGUAGCUCGGAAGCUCAAUCGAGAGCGCGCGACUUCCCUCGAGCGUAGCCCGAGACGCCAGAGCGGUGUCAGUACUGCAGCUCCCAGUCCUGCAUCGCCGAAUAAGACUACUAUCCAUCCACAAGUAGUUAUUCCGAAAAGGCCAAAUAGUCGUCAGCCAAAGUCUACCCAGGCUUCACCUCCCAAGCCGCAGCCUACCCAGGGUCAGACCAACGUCGCUACCCCCAAGACUACCACCAAGAAACAACUCAAGCGUAAACGCAGUCUCAGCGAACGAAACUACACUCCUGAGACCAAGCGUUCCAAGUCUAUUGUCUCUUCCUCACGGAAAAGUAGCAGAACCAGGACGCAAAAGUCUCCAGGUAGAGCCGUCCACUUCCAAUCCGAUGAAUCCGACGACUCCAACGAGCUUUCUGAGAGCGACCUCGCAAAAGAUGUCCAGGAACUCACCACCAUUGUCACGUCCACCAAGACCAAGCCUGCCGAGCCUACCACCAAAAACACAACAGUUACUAAGAAGGUGAGCAAAGCGGCUGCAGCAGGUAAAGCGGCGCGUAAAGUGAAGGCAGGGAAAGACGUUGUUCUUGACGACGAACACACGAUCCAGAUGGUGAAAGAGCGGAGGUCAAAGUCACCAGGAAGGGUUGUGAAAGGAGGUACGAGGAGUGGAGCGAAGUAUUUGAAGGGGUGAGGUGGUAGUACUUAUGGAUAGUUGCAUUGAUUGUCCGGGGCAUGGGAAUGAUGGAGUUGAUAGACCAUGAUGUGUAAUGAUUCCAUACUAUAGUGUUUCUCUCUGCUCUCGAGACGAUUCUCUGGGAACUUCGUAUUGUUGCCAGGUAGCUUCGUCUGAGUUGUCAUCCCCGCAGAUGCGACUCCGGACCAUAAGCGGGGCAUCACGCUAGGACAAAGACAAGUCCGGCAGCG